AUGCCGUACUACCACAGCCACCGCAGACACGAGCACUACCGUCCCACGCGCACGCGCGACCGCGAGCGCCAGUCCAGCCCGCCACCAGGCAUGAGCUCCGAACAGGCAAGUCUUCACCCCGCCCCCAGCAUUUCCGCAUCACCCGCUAACGCAAAAGACACAUCCCACCAGGCCAUCUCCACCCUCACCGAGCUCUGGGGCGCCGACUCCGCCGCCUGGCGCCCCGCCGACUGCCACUUCGGCCCCAUCCCGCGCACAUGGCCGCCGCGCAUGCUGACCGCAAUCGCCGGCCUGGCGCGCGCCGCGGGCGCGGGCGAGAAGCAGAGGGAUGCCGCCCUCGGACUCGUCGAGAAGAUGGUCAAGGACGAGCAGCGCAAGGAGGGAAGGCUGAGCAGCAAGGCGACGCCGGAGCAUUUGAAUAAAGCAGCAGAGCUGAUGGAGAAGAGGGACGUAGCAGAGAGGAGUAGGAAGACGAGGGGUGACGGAGAGGAUGAGAGUGGUCAGCGCACCACCGCUGUGAAGGACAAUGAUAGGAAGAGGAAGAGGGUAGAUGAGGAGACGGAAUACGGUGACGACGACCUGAAACUGCACCGUGUCGAGGGCGAGAUGCAGCAUCGCGGCGGCGAAGUGGUCCGGCUUUGUGGCGCUGCGCCUGCGGGACAGGCAGACGAUGUCCGCCACCGCGGCGUCGAUCGCGGCUAUGAUCGAGCGACGAAGAGCAGCGAGAUGAGGAAAGUCGAAUCCACGAGGCCGUAUGAGCCUCGCAACACGAAGCCUGGUCCGGGUUCUCGUGAGCCAUCGGCGAAGCACGAACAGCGUGUCGCACCCAAGCCGAAGCCGAUCGUCACCUCCAACACUGCUAACACACUUACUGGAAAGACUACCAAGGACCAUCAGCUAGAGAAAGCCACAACUCGUCAUUUUGGAGACACCGAUGCCUCGUCCGCUCCCGCUGACCCCACAUCGCCAGCUAAGAAACGGAAGUUGGACACAACAAGGGCAAUCACGGAGAGUGAGAAGGAAAAUGAGGAAGACUACGGAGGCCGUCCGGUCAAGCGGGCCAAGGCAUCGGCCACGGCAUCGGUCACGGCUGCCACGAAGCCGCGUGAGCCUCGUAGCUCGAAGCCGUCCUCGAGCCCUCGCGAGCAGCCGCGCAAGAAGGAGCAACCCACCGCAUCCAAGCCGCAGCCGAAGCAUGAAGAACAUGCCGUCUCCAAGCCGCCCCAGACUGUCAACGCCGAGACCGCAGCCACUGUCGUCGAGGAGUCUUCCCAGCUCCACCCCCAGCGCGCGAAGCGUCUGCUCGAGGACGACAACUCCGAGGACGAAGGGGCACGCAAGAAGAUCAAGCUAACCAGUGCGAACAGUAUCCCUCUUCCCAAGAAAGCCAUCAAAUCUCGCCAGAGCCGCUCGCCGCAAUCAUCUUCGACUGUCUCGGAUCCGGCGGAAGCGAUGCAGUCCGAUAAAACCAAGUUCGAUGGCGACAGCAACGUCAGCACGAAACCCGAUGUUCCCGUCCCUGCCACCACCAGCGUCACAGACACAGACACUCCCGUUUCCAAUGCCAACGAGACGGAACCCACCAUUCCCUCUCCUGUGGCCAGACCUAUCGAGACGACCAGCAAGGUCGAUGGUGUAGAGAACCAGAAUGAAGAACAGCCCGCCACAAACCUCGACGACGAGCUCGCCUCCCUCCGGGCGCAGGUCAAGGCGCAGGCAGAGCAGCUGGCAGAAGAACGUGCCGCCAAGGCACACAUGUCCACGCAGAUGGAAACGAUCAAGCUCGAUCUCGACCUCUCGGAGAGCGCGCGCGCCGCGAGCGAGAAGGAUGCGGCCAGUUGGAGAGCCUACGGCAAGGGCUUGCGGGCCGUCAUGAAGGACCACAAGAGGCUGGCGAAGGUGGAGAUGUAUGUGCAGAAGGUUGAGAGGGAGGCCGCUCAGUGUAGGGUGGGCAUGAAGGUUGCGCAGAAGAUGUACGAGGAGGCGGAGACGCGGUAUCAGGCGUGUGAUGUGGAUGUGGAGAAGGUGAAGGUUGUGAAGGGUGAUGAAGAGUUGAGGAUGAUCAAUGCCGUGUUGAGGCGGGAGAAUGAGGAGCUGAGGAUGAAGUUUGAGAAGUAUGGUGUAUAA
This is a messenger RNA of Diplodia corticola, 2127 nucleotides long. RefSeq lists its product as uncharacterized. The record is from RefSeq and is a predicted model, not a curated record. Bases 1 to 2127 code for a protein of 708 amino acids. NCBI's taxonomy places the organism in Eukaryota, Fungi, Ascomycota, Dothideomycetes, Botryosphaeriales, Botryosphaeriaceae. The transcript has a single exon.